AUGCCAUUUCUCGCUCACUUACGACUCAGUCUCCAAAAAGCCACCCGUGUUCGCAACUACGUGACCAUGACCCCCACCAAGCCCUUGGUUCUGUUCUUUAGUCCUGUCCGACAUGCCCUAUCAACCUAUGAGCAGUUACAGCAAGUAGCUCAGACAGAGGUUGUGACGAGCCAGAGCCGCGAAGAAUUCUUUCAUGAUCUUACGACCAAGUACAAGGAUGUUUUUGCUAUCUAUCGGACGUCUGCUAGUGGCUCUGUCGCUGGUAAAUUCGACAAUGACUUCAUCAACCAUCUGCCCGCUAGUUGCCGGUACAUAUGCCACAACGGUGCCGGAUACGACCCUAUUGAUACCGCUGCCUGUGCCCAAAGAGGCAUCAUUGCUACUAACGCGCCGGAUCCUGUAACCGAUGCCACUGCCGACCUGGCCAUCUUCCUCCUCCUGGGAGCCCUCCGUCAGCUGAACCCAGCAAUUUCUUCGCUGCGUGCAGGAAAUUUCAAACAGGGUGUCAACUUUGGCCACGAUCCCCAGAACAAGACCCUUGGUAUUUUGGGCAUGGGCCGAAUCGGUCGCGCCAUCAAAUCUCGUUGCGAUCCAUUUGGUCUCAAGACAAUAUAUCACAACCGCAAUCCAUUGUCAUCACAGGAAGCAGCCGGUGCGACGUACGUUUCAUUUGAGCAACUUCUCGCCACGAGUGACAUUAUCAGUGUCAAUGUGCCCUUGACCCCAAAGACAAAGCACCUUAUUGGCGCGAAGGAAAUUGCCAUGAUGAAACCAGGCGUCGUGAUCAUCAACACAGCUCGAGGUGCUAUUAUCGACGAGGCUGCUAUGGCUGACGCCUUGGAGAGUGAUCACAUUGCUGCUGUUGGCCUUGACGUAUAUGAAGAGGAGCCCAAGAUCAAUGAGAAGCUCUUAAGGCAGGAGCGUGCCCUUAUGGUGCCUCAUGUGGGAACGCAUACUACUGAAACAUUGGCUAAGAUGGAAUCGUGGGCGAUGGAGAAUGUGCGGCGCGCAAUUACUGGGGAGGCACUACUUUCACCUGUCGCGGAACACCAACAUCUUGUCCAAUAA
Messenger RNA from Penicillium salamii, 1068 nucleotides. The record is from the annotation of a GenBank genome assembly. NCBI's taxonomy places the organism in Eukaryota, Fungi, Ascomycota, Eurotiomycetes, Eurotiales, Aspergillaceae.